Messenger RNA from Cryptomeria japonica (Japanese cedar), 1708 nucleotides. RefSeq names its product G-type lectin S-receptor-like serine/threonine-protein kinase LECRK4. The record is from RefSeq and is a predicted model, not a curated record. NCBI's taxonomy places the organism in Eukaryota, Viridiplantae, Streptophyta, Pinopsida, Cupressales, Cupressaceae. Gene Ontology annotation, biological process: protein phosphorylation. The transcript has a single exon. Gene Ontology annotation, molecular function: ATP binding; protein kinase activity. The coding region runs from base 1 to 1620 and encodes 539 amino acids.
AUGGCUAUGUCUAUGUCUGUGUGCAUGGGAUUUAAAAGAACACACUUCCAUCUCAUAUAUCUUACUUAUCUAAUCUGGGUCAUAAGCCUGUUUGCUCAGCAGCAAGGUAAUCCUUGUGGGUCUGGGGUGUGUGGUCUCAAUGGAAUCUGUCGAGUCUCGGGCAGUACCAGAAAUUGCAGUUGUCCUCCCGGAUUCCACUUUGUGGUCAAUGAUAACCCAUCAAAGGGAUGCCAGCAGGACACGUUCCCGCAUCAGAGCUGUAGCGCAAGUGGAGCAAAAAUGCAUACGAUUGAGCACGUAGAUUUUUUUGAAAAUGAUUACGUGUCUUUAGAAUUCACAAAUGCAACUGCUUGCAAGCAGGCAUGCCUUGAUGAUUGCUUUUGCACAGUGGCCGUCUACAAUGAUAUAACUGGCUAUGGAGAACAUUGUUGGAUGAAGUCACUGCCUAUGAAGAACGGCGCUGAAAACAUCAAUACAACAGCUUUUGUGAAAGUCUACGAUGCUGUUCCCCCCACGCUGUCAAAGCAAAGAAAGGAGGAGAAGGGGAAGUGGCUAAUAAUUGUUGGCAUAAGCCUUGUCGGUUGUUCCUUUGUCUUUGGAGCAAUUUUGUUAUUAAUUUGGUUGUAUACAUGCAGGCCCAAGCUGAAAGCCUUGCAAGAUGAUCAUAACGCUAAUCCAGUGGGGUUGAAGGGAUAUAGUUAUCAAGAGAUCGACACUGAGACUGGAGGCUUCAAGCAAGAAAUAGGAAGAGGGGCCUUUGGGAAGGUCUACAAAGGCGUCUUAUCAGACGGACGAGAAAUUGCUGUGAAGAAACUUGACGAUCUGCUCAUGCAAGGAGGACAAGAAGAUCGAGAAAAGGAGUUCAGAACAGAGAUGGGUAUCAUCGGGGCUAGCCAUCAUAAGAAUCUUGUUCAACUCUAUGGGUUCUGCACAGAGGGGACCCACAGGCUUCUGAUUUACCAAUACAUGUCCAAUGGAUCUCUGAACAAUGUUUUAUUUAAGGGCAAAAGAGAUGUUGAUUGGGAGGUGCGUGUUCAGAUUGCUUUAGGAAUUGCAAGAGGAAUCCUCUACUUACAUGAAGAGUGCACAACCCCUAUACUUCAUUGUGAUAUAAAACCUCAAAACAUUCUCCUGGAUGAGAAUUACCAGGCUAAGAUAGCUGACUUUGGAAUGUCCAAACUGAUUGGCGCAGAACAAACGAGAACGUUUACUAUGGCCCGCGGAACCAUCGGUUAUAUAGCUCCUGAGUGGCAGAAGAAUACGGCUGUUACAGUGAAAGUGGACGUGUAUAGCUUCGGAGUCGUACUCUUGGAAAUUAUCUGUUGCAGGAAAAUGUUCGAGUUGCAUGUGCCAGAAAAUGAAAUGGUUUUGUGUGAUUGGGUGUACGAUUGCUUCAAACAUGGUCAACUUUUAAAAUUGAUGGAGCAACAAGAUUGCAGAGGUAUCGAGGCAACCCAGUUGGAAAGAAUGGUGCUGGUGGGGCUCUGGUGCAUUCAAGAAGAUUCUUCUCUAAGACCAUCAAUGAGAAAUGUAGUUCGGAUGCUCGAAGGGACAGUUGAGAUUCAAUACCCCCUCUUCCAGAAGUUUCCUCUUCAUAAAAGCCGUGCCCCCUGCCUCUAGGUAGUCCAAUAACUUCUUGAUCUGUGUCUCGUCUUACAAGAAACUCUUUGAGAGAGACAUAAUAGCGUAGAACGGAUGUUUUAUUAGU